This is a messenger RNA of Eremomyces bilateralis CBS 781.70, 1783 nucleotides long. RefSeq lists its product as uncharacterized. The coding region runs from base 64 to 1521 and encodes 485 amino acids. Lineage: Eukaryota; Fungi; Ascomycota; Dothideomycetes; Eremomycetales; Eremomycetaceae. The transcript is spliced from 5 exons. Gene Ontology annotation, molecular function: DNA-binding transcription factor activity, RNA polymerase II-specific; zinc ion binding; DNA binding. Gene Ontology annotation, biological process: DNA-templated transcription; regulation of DNA-templated transcription. Gene Ontology annotation, cellular component: nucleus. The record is from RefSeq and is a predicted model, not a curated record.
CUCCUUCCACUAUCAACUCUAAGAGACACUUUCUAUAAGAUUCUUCCUCACCCGAUCACUAACAUGAGCAUCGAGGGCCGUGCGAUGAUCGCUAAGAAAGCUUGUACUCGAUGUAGUAAAUCGAAAAAGCGAUGCGACCGCGCAAUCCCAGGUUGUAGACUCUGUACAAGAUUCGGUCGAAGAUGCGAGUAUGAGGACUCUAUGGCAUCGUCCUUAGGCCCAACCCCUUCGCAAUCCCCAGGAUUAGAGACAUUUCUUGCCUCGGAGCCAAUUACACUAAGCCACCUUAAGAACGCGGUCAUCCAUAAACUCGGGCCCUUUACACCAGAAAGUGCCGUUUCAGCGUAUCACCAGGCAAUUGAGCCGUGGUUUCCGAUUACAUCCGAACUACGGGGCCGACUCCGACCGACAUGGGACGAGACUUCUCUGGACGUUACAUUACUCUGCCUAUCCAUUUUACUUCUUACUACCAGCCCCUCUUCGACUGCAGAAAGUGACGGUAACACCUCCGAACUCGAAACCCUUUAUCUUCAAACCAAGAGUAGCCUCGCCUUAGCUGAAGGACUUGGAUUUAAUUCUUUUCCGAUCGUUCAAUCCAGGAUUUUGACAACUCUUUUCGAAGUCAGCCAUGGCUUCUAUCCAGCUGCUUAUAUCUCUAUUGGAGCCACGUUGAGAGCUGCAGAUGCACUUGAAGUUCAUCCUAGGGGAGACGCUUUGCAACCUCACUAUUCAGAUGGAGCAGUCAGUCAUGAGGAGACAAUUUUGAUUUGGUGUGGGAUUCUGGUCCUGGAUAGAUACAUCACCAUUGAAUCUGGCCCGCGUUCUUCUCUAACUCGCUCUCGAAUCGGAUGGCUACAUAACCUUCUGAAGCCCGCCCUUUGCCCAACACAUGAGCCCAAUCAGGAUAAAAAUAGCCCUGUUUCCCGCUUCGCUCGCCUGAUGGAAGCCUCCGCUAUGAUAGAUAAGAUUCACACCACCAUAAACAGCCCCACGUCAGACCAGAUAUUCAAUAUAGAAGAGAUGAUGUUGACUGUUAAAACGUCAAUCGCCCUCCAGACGAUUCUGACCGAGGAGAUCCUGGCCGAGGACCGCCUCUACUCCGGUGGGUUGGGUCUAUGUCAAAUCGCCCUCCUCCUGGCAUACGAGAACGGCACCAAAGUAUCCUCCUCAGCCAAUGCAACUGAGAAUUGGAAUUCACUUGCCACAACGUCUCUCAUCCGCAUCCUCUCUACCAUAACCAGUACAAUCGAACUCUUCACGAUGGAAACACGGUCCAUCGAUUUUAACUACUUUCCGCCGCUCGUCACCUUCUUGGUGUAUAAAGCGGCAAUGAUUAUAACGGAAAGGCUGUCGAUAGAACUCGAUGUAAAAGACGGAUUAGCAAGGUUGAGGACUCUAAGGAAGUUCUUGAGGAUCGUGGCAAAGAGGUGGUUAAGCUGUGAGCGUUACCUUAAGCUUCUUAACGAGGACACGACUCCAAGGAUGCUGAAGGCUAUCGAGCAAGGGCAAGGGUCUUUUUAGUCUGACCCAUUGGCUUGUCUUUCGCACAGCGAUGCUAGUGGGUGUUACGGCACGGUAGCUGGAUGUACACAACAUACGCGUAGCCAAAGAUAUUCUAGAUUGAGAUGAAGAGUACAAGGUGACUAUGACAGAAGAAUCUUGAUGAGGUUCCAUCUCUACGCUAGGCUUAAUCAGGUUUAGGCUCUUAGCCUACGCUAACUAUGGGCCCUGCCCAUAACAUUACCCCCCUCCUUACUCGGUAUAUAAUACGGGAGAGGGGGCG